AUGCGAAGUAUCCUCUUGUUUCUACUAAUCGGUGCUGACAUUUAUAAUGUUCACAUAAACAGUAUUCCGUUGAACGAAAAUAGACUUCCACAAUAUCCACCCUUCGCUGGACCACAGCCACCAUUCGGACCUCCUCCACUAUUCGCACCACCUCCACCAUUCGCAUCACCACCAUCAUUCGGACAACCGCCACAGCUCGCACCACCUCCACCAUUCGCACAACCUCCUCCAUUCGCACAACCUCCACCAUUCGGAAAACCACCACAAUUCUUUCCACCGCCAUCAGGUGGUCAACCUCCACAAUUCGUUCCACCGCCAUCGAAUGGGCAACCUCCACACUCUGGGCCACCGCCAUCAGGUGGUCAACCUCCACAAUUCGUUCCACCGCCAUCGAAUGGGCAACCUCCACACUCUGGGCCACCGCCAUCAGGUGGUCAACCUCCACAAAUCGUUCCACCGCCAUCGAAUGGGCAACCUCCACAAUAUGAACCAACUCCACCAUUCGGACAACCACCACAAUUCGUUCCACCGCCAUCGAAUGGGCAACCUCCACACUCUGGGCCACCGCCAUCAGGUGGUCAACCUCCACAAAUCGUUCCACCGCCAUCGAAUGGGCAACCUCCACAAUAUGAACCAACUCCACCAUUCGGACAACCACCACAAUUCGUUCCACCGCCAUCGAAUGGGCAACCUCCACACUCUGGGCCACCGCCAUCAGGUGGUCAACCUCCACAAAUCGUUCCACCGCCAUCGAAUGGGCAACCUCCACAAUAUGAACCACCUCCACCAUUCGCACAACCUCCACAAUUCUCACCACCGCCAUCUGAUGGGCGAACUCCUCAGUUACCACCACCCCCUCCUCCAGGAUCCCCACAGGGAUCUGCACCGAUGUACCAACCACCUUCAGGUGGACAGUCCCCUCCACUCGGACUACCAAUGUCCGGCAAUGACGGAUCGAAACCCUCACCUCCAGCUGAAUCUGAACACCCAUCAGCGGAGAAAUAA
Molecule: messenger RNA, 1005 nt
Organism: Trichobilharzia regenti
Lineage: Eukaryota; Metazoa; Platyhelminthes; Trematoda; Strigeidida; Schistosomatidae
Source: the annotation of a GenBank genome assembly